AUGGCCAGAUCAGCAAGCGGGGCAGCAUGGCUGGCCCCUUGUCGGCAGUUCUUCUCAAACAACCCGAAGAAGUUGGCCUUGCGCGUUCGCCUAUUGCUUUUUCUGGACUGUGUGAUCUUGGGAUUGAUAAUUGCUGCUCUCACGGGUCCCUGGUACAAGCAAGAAUGGAGAGUUGCCAAUGGGGAAAUCCUGUCGUGGACUGUAUACCUCACCAGAGCAAAGUUUGCUGUCGACUGUUCAUCAGACUCCCCUGAAUUUCUAGACCUUUGUCAAACUCUUUACGGCCGCAUGGCUGGAGAUCUGCGAGCAGUAUCUCGUUCGAUUUGCACAGCGGGGAAGAAAGUGCAGGACACAGACCUUCAAGCCCUGCUGGAGGAGACGUGUUCAGAUAUGCAGCUCAUAGAGAAGCUCUCUGUUUCCACGGGUGCCCUGGCGGGAAUGUCGGCAUUCUUUAUGUCUUUUGGCUUGGUGGCGUUUUUACUGCAUGCAGGUGGCGGUUUUCGAAACCGCCGAGCGUGGAGACCUCCGCUGAAUGUGGCAUUUGACCCUGCACAAGCUGAGCCCUUCGCUCACGAGUUGCUAUACGGGUUCAUAAUUGCCAUUGCUGCUUCGGCGUUGACCUUUUUCUACCUUCCCUUUUGGUGGAAGGCGGCUCCUUUCGAUCCAGACCCGUAUUUUUUAGAACCGGCAGACUUGCGUCAAGGAUUUGUGUAA
This is a messenger RNA of Eimeria maxima, 714 nucleotides long. RefSeq lists its product as hypothetical. The coding region runs from base 1 to 714 and encodes 237 amino acids. The record is from RefSeq and is a predicted model, not a curated record. The transcript has 2 exons. NCBI's taxonomy places the organism in Eukaryota, Apicomplexa, Conoidasida, Eucoccidiorida, Eimeriidae.